AUGUCGCUUGAAUUUAGAGAUUCAACUAUUUGGUCAUAUGGAUUGAUAAUCAUAGCUAUUCAUGACGCAUUUGCAGGUGAUAUACACUAUUCUAUAUAUCUAGCCAUUCUUUUGAUCCUUGCAUGGCUUAAUAACUUAAUUCACGAGCGACCAGUUUUCAGGCAUGGUUCAGCACCACAGAUUGUUGGCGGAUUAUUAUCAGUUCCAACAGCUUUGGUCGCUCUUGAAUCAAAUCAUGCUUUUGACGCUCUUUUGAUCUCGAUUACAUUUGCAUUUCUAUUUUUACUUUCUAAGCAAAGAUUUCCAACACUCGAUUUCAAAUUUUCUAUUGUCGUUUUAAUUGGGUUCCCUUGUUUGGUCUCAUACUUUUCAAAUCAAAAUAUCAUUCUUUCGCUUGUAACAAUAAUCUUUUCAUCAUUUGUGAUCACAGUUAUCAUGCGCAAAGCUACAGGUUCAUUUACAGUCGGUGAAGCUAUCAUGGUUGCCACUCUUUCAGGACUUCCAAUUCGAACAGUUAUUGACUUCGAGAAUCCAUUAGUUCAGAUCGAUUCGGCACUCAUAUUAGAUGGUAUACUUUGCCUUUGUAUGGGUCUUCUCAUUCGCCGCCCUAUUUGCAUCGUUUUCGGUUUCUUACCUUUGUAUUUCGCAGUUUAUCACUACAAAUACUUGAUCCAGUUUAUUUUCGACAUUAAGAGGAUAGCUAUUAUUGGCUAUUGUGCUGCAGUCUGCGUCAUUUUUAUUCUUAUUUCGGUUUUUUGGAAAGGAUUAUCUAAUUUUCCACAAAUUGUUCAACGUAAGUUCUUCCAUAUCAUGGCAUUGCUAGUAUUCAUAGUCCCUGUUUCUAUGGAUGUUAUCCUGAUGCGAUUCGCCAUUUCAGGAGCUAUUUAUGUUUUCUUAUUUGUUGAAAUGCUUCGAUUAACUCGAUUUCCAUUUGUUGCAACAAUGAUUGAGUCAUAUGUUGGAGAUUUCCUUGAUGAAAGAGACAGCGGUGAGCUUAUUUUAACACAUCUUUUCUUAUUGCUUGGAUGUGGUCUUCCUGUUAUCUUUUCGUCCAAUGAAGGAUUUGGUGGAAUGGCGUGCAAAGUUUGUGGAAUUUCUGUUCUCGCUAUUGGUGAUGCUGCGGCAAGUGCUAUUGGAAUUAAGUUUGGAAAGCACAAAUGGCCAGGAUCUAAGAAAUCAAUUGAAGGCACAAUUGGUGCAUUCUUUGGUACAUGGAUUACUAUUGUUGUUUUGACAUCAAUUGGUGUUUUUAAUAUUGACAUCAUCAAAUCAUUGCUUCUAUCCAUUCCUUCACUUGUUGGAGCUUUGGAUGAAGCUUUCACAUCCCAAAUUGAUAAUUUAACACUUCCAUUUGUUAUUCUUCCAUUCGUUGUAGAAUGUAUGAAUCUAAGAUUCUAA
Molecule: messenger RNA, 1398 nt
Organism: Trichomonas vaginalis G3
Lineage: Eukaryota; Parabasalia; Trichomonadida; Trichomonadidae
Product: dolichyl monophosphate biosynthetic process
Exons: 1
Coding region: 1-1398 (465 amino acids)
Biological process (GO): dolichyl monophosphate biosynthetic process
Cellular component (GO): endoplasmic reticulum membrane
Molecular function (GO): dolichol kinase activity
Source: RefSeq, a predicted model, not a curated record